AUGUCUACCCCAGCAGCGAAACGUCGUCGAAUUGAAGCUGCAAGUACUCUCCAAAAACCCUUUCGAUCACCUUUCAAGACCCCAUUUAAAUCACCUCUUAUUAAAGGCUCUCCAAGCACUCGAGCUUCCACUGCCGCCGCCGCAGCUUCCACUCCUUCACUUUCCAAGACUCCGACUUCUUACCCUGUCGUGAGCAUCCCAUCUCCAAAGAGUGUGAUUCGCACCAAGAAAUCCUUCACGUCGCCCAUUUCAGCAGCAGUUAUUAAUGCCGAUCCGGAUAUCGCGCCACUACUGAAGGAGCAGAGGGAAUUAGAGAAGCUAUUGAAGGAAGUGAAAGAGGAGCUGGACACGGCGGAACAGGCGAAGAAGAUUGAGAGGGAUAGUAAAGCUGAAAAUGAAAAUGGAAGUGGGGAGAUUGAUGGGGAGUUGGUAGAUCUAUGUGAGAAAUGGAGAAGCGCGAGUAGAUUGGCAGCAGAAGAGUUAUUUGGGAAAGUUAGAGAUAGGGUUAAUAGGAUGGGUGGACCAAGAGCUUGGAAGGAAAUGCAAAAGAGACAACAUGAGUACCAAAACAACUGGGAUCAAGAUGAAGCCAAUAACAACGAUAAUAACAACUCUGAGGGUGAGGACGAGGAGUGUAAGGACAAAGACAAACGAGACGUUUAUGCAGAAUAUAGCAUUGAUCCCGAAACGGAGAAUGAGAAGUCACAGAGAGCCCCAGGUCUAGGAGACACUGGAGAGAAUCCCGGAGAGGAAGAUGAAUUUACAAUGGCAAUGAUGCUUAGAACGUUAAACGUGGAUUUAGCUAUAAUUGGGUAUGAUAGAGAACAACAAAGGUGGAUCGAUUGA
This is a messenger RNA of Botrytis byssoidea, 846 nucleotides long. RefSeq lists its product as uncharacterized. NCBI's taxonomy places the organism in Eukaryota, Fungi, Ascomycota, Leotiomycetes, Helotiales, Sclerotiniaceae. Gene Ontology annotation, biological process: DNA recombination. Bases 1 to 846 code for a protein of 281 amino acids. The record is from RefSeq and is a predicted model, not a curated record. The transcript is spliced from 3 exons.